Molecule: messenger RNA, 2092 nt
Organism: Zingiber officinale
Lineage: Eukaryota; Viridiplantae; Streptophyta; Magnoliopsida; Zingiberales; Zingiberaceae
Product: probable glycosyltransferase At5g03795
Exons: 6
Coding region: 378-1607 (409 amino acids)
Molecular function (GO): glycosyltransferase activity
Source: RefSeq, a predicted model, not a curated record
AAGGGCCUUUGAGCGCCACGUGGGAAAACAAAUCUGGAUCGGAUAAUCGAGCGGGAUUACAAUACGGUACGAUUAGCUCCUGGCCUCCUAUUGAUCGCGUUCCCCUUCGCCUUCAAUCGCCCCGUUCGCAGUAGCCCACCCCACCCGCCUCCGUUGUACUCGCUCGCGCUAGCGAUUUCACCGCAGCUCGCUCUCGCGCCGUUCGACUAUCGUCGUCGGUCCGCCGGCCCACCGCUCGGGCGUCGCAUCUUCCGCCCCUUUUCCACGAGAUCACUCACUAGGGGGCAUCCUCCAGCGAUUUCGCCGCAACCCACCCGCACGGCGGGUCGGACCGACAAGUUUCCAAAUUCUCAUCAGUCGGCACCUCGCCGGCGCCGAUGGCAGGAAAGCCGCUCCCAACCUCCUAUCCAAUGCCCCUUUGCUCUAUCCGCCGUUCGCUUCUCUUCCUUGCUGCUCUAACUUUGAUCUGCUUCUCCCUUGCCUCCCUCAGUUCCCUUCGCUUAUCUCCCCAACUCCUCUUGCAUAAGGUCUCCGUGGCUGAAUAUUCUGGUGAUCUUCCCAGCCCGGGACUACAUUAUUCCACGAUCUAUCACUCACCGGAUGUAUUUUUGAAAGAUUACGCAGAGAUGGAGAGGAAAUUUAAAGUUUACAUCUACCCGGAUGGGGAUCCAAAUACUUACUUCCAGACGCCAAGGAAGCUAACUGGCAAGUACUCUAGCGAGGGGUACUUCUUCCAGAACAUCCGGGAAAGUAGGUUCCGUACUGAGGAUCCUGAUCUGGCUGACCUGUUCUUCGUGCCAAUAUCUUGCCAUAAGAUGAGAGGGAAGGGAAUAUCUUAUGAGAAUAUGACCUUCAUAGUUCAAAAUUAUGUUGAAAGCUUGAUCAGUAAAUACCCAUAUUGGAACAGAACAUUGGGUGCAGAUCACUUUUUCGUAACCUGUCAUGAUGUUGGUGUGAGGGCAUUUGAAGGAAUUCCUAUGGUCAUAAAAAAUUCAAUUCGUGUUGUCUGUUCACCUAGUUAUGACUUUGGGUAUAUCCCACACAAGGAUGUUGCUCUUCCUCAAGUUCUACAGCCAUUUGCUCUCCCAUUAGGAGGAAAUGACAUUGAAAACAGGACGAUACUGGGAUUUUGGGCAGGUCAUAGAAACUCAAAGAUAAGAGUUAUAUUAGCUCGUGUAUGGGAGAAUGAUACUGAGCUUGCCAUUAGCAACAAUCGUAUAAACAGGGCUAUUGGGAGGUUGGUCUAUCAGAAGACAUUCUACAGGACUAAGUUCUGUAUAUGUCCAGGUGGUUCCCAAGUCAAUAGUGCUCGUAUAGCUGACUCAAUUCACUAUGGAUGUGUUCCAGUUAUUUUAUCCAAUUACUACGACCUGCCAUUUAAUGACAUCCUUGACUGGCAAAAGUUCUCUAUUGUGCUCAAGGAGAGUGAUGUCUAUCGGUUGAAAUCUAUCUUGAAGUCUGUGCCGCAUGAGAAGUUUGUUGAUUUACACAACCACUUAGUUGAGGCCCAGAAGCACUUUGAAUGGCAUUCACCUCCAAUACCUUAUGAUGCAUUUCACAUGGUGAUGUACGAGCUCUGGCUCAGACACCAUGUUAUUAAAUACUGAGUCAAAGGCUAAUGGAUGGACAUUUUAUCCAACUUUUGAUGAAAUUCUGAACUGGUCUGAGGCGGCCAAGCACAACUGCGCAUAGAGAUGCAAUAUAUUUAUCGAAUUCAACCACAGAAGUAGGAAAUGAGAAGUCUGAAAUGAGUUUGGAAUCUUUUACCCAAGCAUCUUUGCAGUUGUGUACCAAUCAUUUUCAUCUAGAGACAAAAGAGGUGGCAACAAGGUAGAUAGCAGGCGGCAAUAUGCCAUUUUGUUUCAUUCUGGAAUAUUAAUCCUCUAAAUUGCGGCUUCGUUGUGUUUUGUUCAGCAAUUUGCUGUUGUAAACAUGGCACUUGACACUUGAGCGAUGGAGAUGACAUAACGACCUAUGUUAACUUGCAGAGUUUCACUUGCCAGUUUGCAGUCUCUCGUGUACAGUCACUUUCUUUUAUGAUAUUAGGUGUAGAAAUUUUAUUAUAACAUUUUUAACAGAUUAGCUUCUGAAG